UAUGCGUGUAGCAGUGGUGGUGUAAGGGUGUCGACGGUCUCGCUGCCGUCAUGCCCGUCUGUGCUUAAGAGAGAGAGAGAAUCUUGGAGGUUUUCUAGCAAGAUACAAUGGAUUACUCGGUGCGUGAGGCGUGGCGCAGGACUAUGCCGCUCUGUGUCAUCUGGGUGUUGGUGCUGCACGUCUUGGGAGACAUUGUCGUUGCUAGGGGAGAAUUUGUACACAAAAACUUCACUGAAAGCGUCGUGGACACGAGUGCGACGCCCGCCCUGAGGGGAGUCGACGCCAGCGAUGACGCCACUGAAGGUGGCGAGGUGCGGUGCCACUGUAACCUGCCGAGGUGUGUCACUAUGGGCUACAUGUGCAAGAGCCUCCUGGGCGCCUGCUUCACGAGGAACACGCCCACACCCACUCACGCCUACACUCAGGCCCGUAAGGUCUACCACCGCUGGGCACCCAUGCACGGCUGUGUCGAGUUCCUACCCAUGGGUCGACAUGUGGAGUGCGCCAGGAAGGGAGGAAUAAAGAGUGUGGAGUCGCCUGGUUCUCCUACCCCCAGCACCGCUCCCCAGCCGGACCCCGACCUCACCUGCUGCAGCCAGGACAUGUGCAACUACCGCGAUAUUGACGUUUACAUCCAGGUGGAUGGCAACUACGACAGCCAGACAGAUAUGAAGAGACGGGACUCUGAGAUGAUGGAGACACUAUGGUUCAGAGCUGCAACUAUAGCAGUUCCCAUAGCAGGAGGCUUUAUCCUGAUUGUUUUAGUUCUCCUUGCUAGUAGAAUGCUGGCUAAAGAAAAUAAAAGACAAAGAAUGGCACAGGUUAUAGGAGAGCGUUAUCUGAAAGACCCCUUAUAUCCUGGGGGUGCUUCAGAGCCCAUUCCUCAUCAUCCAAUAUAUUACCAUUCAUCUAUAACCAAGAAUUCUUCCAUGGCUCACAUGAACUUCAGAGCCUCUUAUGAUGAGAAACCACCAAAUUAUAGAUCUCCAGAGACAGCUAUUUGUAAUUUAGAAGAAAUUAAGCCAUUAAAUACUGUUGCAAGCCAAGAAGAACCUUGGGAUCAGAGGGAUGCAGAGUCUCCGCUACCUUCAUGAAGACUAUGUUAAAAGAAUGUACCUUGCAACCACCAAAGAAAUCAUUUUUUUGGGGCUGCAAGUUUAUGAAUACUGUAUAGUAGUGGAUACUUCACAAGAGUAGAUGGUUAUGCUUUGGAAAAAAUGCUUGUGAGAGUACUGAAAUGAAAGGUACUGUACUGUACAAUACAAGCAGAUUUUGCACUUAUGAACUCGGUUGUUUAUCAAGAUUCACUUCAGCUGCACAUCAUAUUUCCUCGGCUAUAUUCCUGAUAAAUGCUGCUUUGUUCAAAGUGGAAUGCAGCCUUUAAUCUGGAAUUUACCUGUUCAUAUUUAAAUAUUCUUUGUGUACUAUAAACAGAAAUAUAAAUUAACAGAAAAUGUGAAAGAGUCAUUAAUAAUCAGUUGUUUUUGGAAGUCAGUAUAUGUAUUAGCAUGUCUACAUACAUAUCAGCAGAGAACUUCCUCAGAGUUUUAUAUGAAAGACAAGUAAUUUUGUAUGAGCUUAGGUUCAUGAGUGCUAGUGAAAAAAAUACAUCAUUCUGUGAUUUGUUGCUCAAAGGGGAUUAAAAGGACAAUAUUUUAGAAAUUAAGAUAGAGCCAAGUAGCGUUUGGUUCAUUAUACUAUACACAAUACAGUACAUCUCGAUUAACUGGCAAAUGGUGAUCUUGUCAGUGUUCACUUUGACAUACCAGACAAUUUAACGUUAUUUUAAUACUGUGAUUUCUACCCCAUUAAAGCAAAAAAGCUUUCGAUUGUUGAGUCAUUUGUGUAUAUGCUACUGUACUUCUGUAUCCUUGGUGCUCUCUUAUGACCUGUAAUGUUUAGUCAUUUAUAAUCAAAGUAAUACCAUAUUAGGCCAGAGUGUUGGUGCAAUACCCACAUGUGUAGUGAUGUUAACAUAAAUUUAAGAAACCGAUUAUGUUCAGAUGUAAAAUAAAGAGGAAUACUUGAUGUUGAUGAAUAUAGCGGAUCAUCAUGCCUUACUUUUCACAAGUGAAUCAACCGCUGUAUAACCACUGCACUCUUAUGUAAUGUGAAGGAUGUGUGGACUGUACAAAAAUUUACAUAAUUCCAUUGAAUCAUAUGCUAUUUGCUGUUUUAAGCAGUAUUAUUUUCAAUCCUAGAUGUGCUUUUUAAAUGUCAGAAAUUAAGUGCUUUGACUGUAAUAAUUUGAAUAAUUUUUACCAUACAACCAAAUUUAUUUUUGCUUUGCUGUGAAUACAUAAAACAGUAGAAUUGUACUUAUUUUCUGGCUAUUACAUGUAUAUAUUAUAAAGGCAUAAAGCCACAUCUAGGAAUACCCACAAAUUAACUGGAAUCAUAGUCUGUGAUAUCUAUUAUUUGCUUUUUGCCAUUAUCUUUUAUGGUAUUCAAAUGGUGCUUUGGAUGAGAAGCUUUGAUGUCUCAAUGCCUUCCAGAAAAUCUCAGGAUUUCUGUUAAAAUCUUCCAGAAAGUUAAUUUUCAUCUAUUUAAUUAAAUCUUAUUUUAUUUGCAUUAGACAUCUACAUUGCUAAUUAGAGGCAUUCAAUUACAGUACUGUACUGUACAUGGUUUGUAUUUAUAAACUCCGUUUGCCUUAAAUUUAGCAGUUUGCAAAAUUACUUGUACAGUGUAUUCAGAACACAAUACAAGAUAUAUAAGCAGCAAUAUUAGGGUCUGUUUAAAAGCUUUAUCAGGGGUUUUAGGUUGUUUAAACUCCUUGUAGAUAUCUUAUUCCUUCCUUCCUGGUGAGGCAUCCAGCGCAGUAAUAUAUUGUGAUCUUUAGGGCAGUGUUAAUUGUUCAGUAAUUCAAAUGACAGUUUAUUUUUCCAAGUAAUACUGCAUAAUCCAUCACAAGCUGCUGUUUGCUUUUAUGAGUGACACGUGUACAUUAGUUCCUAGUUUCUGCAUUCCUAAAAUUUUUGCACCAGGCUAAUAAGAGAAAUCCAUAUGUUUUACAAUCUUAUUUGCUAUCCCUUAUCUUAAAAUUAACUAGAACACUGGUGCUUCUCCAAAACUCACCUUUUAGCAAUAUUAAAUUCAGGAGCAUGUGCAGUCUGCUGUGAUGCAAAUCUCAUUGUGGGUUCAACAAAGAUUGUGUAGGCCAUAAAACGUACUCAUUAAGUAAAUGCAGUAUAUUUUAUAUGUAAAAAGGUGAGAUCAAUUAACAAAUAAUAAUAAAAUGAUCAAUUCCAAACCAGUAUAAUUUUUUACAACUACAAGUGAGUUUGUCAGUUCUCUGGUUCUGAAAUUUUGGAGGAUAUAAGUUGUGGGGGUUAAACCACCUUCUAUUCCACUUACUAUUUAUAUCAUGAUGGCAAGGUAUCUUACUUUCCUCAAGUUGCUUCAUAUUUGUUCAUAUGAAUUAAUAAUAAACUAUUAAUGUGCUAGGUAUUCAAUAAUUAAUUUUGGAGGAAUUUUAUAGGCAGAACAAAUAUGCCUAAUGUUAUGACUGUGUUGUUUUGUAAAGGAAAUCAAGUAUUUAUUACAUA
Procambarus clarkii (red swamp crayfish) is the source of this 3548-nucleotide messenger RNA. RefSeq lists its product as uncharacterized. NCBI's taxonomy places the organism in Eukaryota, Metazoa, Arthropoda, Malacostraca, Decapoda, Cambaridae. The record is from RefSeq and is a predicted model, not a curated record.